Messenger RNA from Seriola aureovittata, 6238 nucleotides. RefSeq names its product ankyrin repeat and LEM domain containing 1 (gene ankle1). Gene Ontology annotation, molecular function: endonuclease activity; protein binding. The transcript is spliced from 9 exons. NCBI's taxonomy places the organism in Eukaryota, Metazoa, Chordata, Actinopteri, Carangiformes, Carangidae. The record is from RefSeq and is a predicted model, not a curated record. Bases 303 to 3881 code for a protein of 1192 amino acids.
UUACGUGGAUAAACAAUUAGCGAAUGUUUUUAGAGUUUGAAAACAAUAUGGCUCGAAGUAUUUAAGAGGCAGAAGUAAUAAUUUUAUAGUUAAGUGUCGGUUAGCUGUAUAGAAAAAUGAAGUUCGAUGUGUUCGAGGAGUUAGUAGGUUUUGGCAGCUUCUCAGUCGCUAUUAGCUAGGUAAGCUAACAUUAGCCACGAUUAAAAGUUACCGAUAGCUCGCUGCACGGAUUUAGGCUGUGGGCUAAACCGGAAAAUGCCGAUACACAGUUAUAGAUCAUUUAUAAACGGAGAGCUUUGAACAUGGAUCGAAAGACGAAGCGGCUGGAAAGUCAACUGUGCAAAGCUGUGAACGAUGGAGAACCCAGAUCUGUGCAGCUGCUUCUCUCACAAGGUGCACGUCCUGACUUUGUGGCUAGUAAAGGAGUGGCUGCCAUACACUUGGCUGUUGGCAAAGAGACUGAGAAGAACACACGCUGCUUGAAAAUGUUGCUGCAAUAUGGAGCGGACCCUAAUAUCAGGUCAUCAGAGGGCCUGACUCCUCUGCAUGUUGCUGCACUAUGGGGAUGUUAUCAAAAUCUGAAAAUGCUCUUGAUGAAUGGAGGGGACCCAAACAUUAAAGAUAAGGAAGGGAAUACACCAGGGCAGCUUGCAGAGCAAGAGGAGAAUAGAAAAUGUGCCCUGCUCCUUCAGGAGUACCAGGCCAGCUCCGUGGACACAGAGGAGGACGACUUGCCUCAAUUCCAAUACUCUGUUUAUUCAGACCAAACGGACAUGUCCAGUUAUCCUGAUUCGGACUACAGCUUCAGUUCCCGCUCAUCUAUGAUAAGUGACUUUGGCGAAGCUCCGUUGAGCAGCACACGGCGCUCAUCAUUUUUAAACUUGUCUGACAUUAAUGGGAGGCCAAGUUGCAGAGGAAUAUCAUAUAACAGACUUUGUAAUAUGGACACUAAGAGGCAUCAGAGCCAGGACUGGAACAAUUCCUCUGUACAUUGGGCAUCUGAAGGUCCAUCCAUAUUAUCAAGCACUCGCAUGUCUGCAAUGGGACUUGUAGCUCCAAUGCCAGUUCUUAAGGAGGAUGAUUUAUUUAUUGAUGAUGGUGUGUUCACGUCAAAAGCAAAUGAACAUGCUGCUACUGCUGAUGGCAGAAUCUCUCCCUCUAGAAGAGACACACUUCCAGCAUUUGCCUCCAGGCGAGCGAGCCGCAAGAGUGUGAGCUUCUGUGAUGUAGAUGAAUAUUUCCCUGUUUUUAGUCCUGAGUUUCCCAAGCAGCAGCCUGCUGUUGAUGGCAGCCAGUGCACCAGCGACUUGUCCUUUGACCUUUCUGAGUACUCUGACUUCCUGCAUUCAGAACGCAUGGCCACUGUUUUACACAAGCAGGGCAUUGACGUCACAUCGCCGGACCACGUUUAUGUUUUCUGCAGGGAGAGCAGCGCAAGCACAGAAGAGGACAUGGAGAAAACAGUCAUCAGUCGUUGUAAUGUGGAAGAGAGUGAUGAUGAACAGGAGGGGGGAAAUGUAAAAGAGAUGCAGGUGAAGUUACCUGAACAGCCAGCACGUUCAUGUGGGGGCAGCGGUAGCAGUGGGACCACUAGUAGUCAUUACAGUAGCUGUGAGAGUGACCAUUACACCAGUGCUCUGGAUGCUUCCUUACACCCCAGACAGGUUUUACGAAAGGAGGGUUCUUUUGGGGCUAAGUCUGACAAAAACUUUGAGAUUUCUACUGACUCUGUUUCUGAAUUGACAAGGCGAGAUGGAAAUCUCACACCUGUUCAACCCCAGAUAGGUUCAAAAUCUGAAACUAUAGAGCAUUUACCAGGUAUCCUUGAUAAACUGACCUUGGAUGAAAUAAAACACUCAAACAAUGAUGCAUUUGCUUGUAGUGGAGCUGUUGUGGAUACUACAAGCAAAGAUGAUGAUGACAAGUUGGCUACAAAACUAACAUCACACACCAAAUCUGACGAUGCAGGUGAGGUAUUAGAGGAAAUAGCUGACCUUCCAUUCACACCCAGUCCAUAUGUAACUGGCAGGACUCGCUCAAGGUUGAGUCGUUGCUCCCUGAGAACAAGCAGAACGCCUGACAGCCUCCUUGCCACGUCUUCUCUGUUUGAGGAGACCCUACCUACACCAGUUCGAACACGCCGCCAGACACCCAGGUCUCAGAGAAGUGAAGACUAUUACAGUUCACCACAUGCACCUAAUUAUACAUCAUCCUAUUCAGGGAGCAGCGCAGGAGGAGACUCAGUGCCUGCAGAUUGCCAAGGCACACAGUCCAGCACCCUGAGAGCUGGUUCAAGUGUAAGCAAUAGCCAAGCAGAUACCUUCAUCCUCUCCAACAGCGUAACCGGCAAUGAGACUGAAUCACAGACUUUAUCUGAUACAGUUGUAUUGGAGAAAAACGAGGACUAUUCAAUGGAUGCUUAUGAAAGAAACCUUGCAGAGAUAGUACUUGCUAUGCAAGGCCAAGAGAGGGAUCUUGAUGAAGGUAGGGAUUUUAUGACAGAUGAUCUGACAAGUACAGAUGAGGCAACAACAAAGGGAGAUGUAAUUGAUGCCCCUGUUGAGGACAGAGUGGACAGCUUAAAAAACGAGGAAGUCUGGAUCACUGAGGAAUGUAGCUCUCAGCCAGACUCUGUGUCAUCUUCAUCCAGCUCCAGCUAUUUUUCCCCAAGGAGGUCCAGGGAAGACUCUGACCUUCCGUGCACCCCAGGCACAGGAUGCACACCCAGGUACAGCAUGAGCAGGCUGUCGAGCUGCCGCCGGCCACAGCACCUGGCUAACCUGUCUUACACACCUGGAGGGCGUCCGCUCAUUCAGGAUCUGGACGAACCAGUGGAGUACCUCUACACUGACACAGAACAGGGCCACAAGUUGAUUGAGAUCCAUGUCCCGCCUACAGCUAACAGCUCACUCAGCUCCAGCAUGAGCACUGCCAGCAGUGAGGACACCAUCCUUUAUGACUGGCACUCCAUGCAGACUGACAUGAUGAGCAACAGAGGCAAGGAGAACCAGAAGCCCCAGAUGUUACUACAGAAAGAGAAACAUGAUGAGGGUGAGGGCAGUUUGUUGCCAGAGACAAAAGGGAUAACUGACAAGGAGCUGAGAUUGAGGUUAGUGGAGCUGGGGGAGAGUCCAGGUCCUAUCAGCAGCCGCACCAGGCCCACCUACAUGCGAAGGCUGUGGCGCCUGUUGCAGGAGUCAAACUCACAAUCACCGCAUCACCAGAAGCAAAUAGACCAGCCGCAAUCAGAUUUAGGUUACAGUCCAGAAUUGCGUCAGGCCCUGCAGACCUUCAAGCUGCCUGAUUGUCAGGCAGACGAGCAGGCCUUGUGCCAGCAGUUUGACCAACCAGAUCAAAACAGGAAGUGGAGGGAGGGCAUCAUCAAGUCCAGCUUCAACUACCUGCUGCUCGACCCCAGAGUGACGAAAAACCUCCCAUUCCGUAGUCACACCAUGACUCCACAGGAGUGUUUCCAGACAUUUAUCCACUCUGUAUUUUAUGUGGGCAAAGGAAAACGCUCCCGUCCCUACAGUCACCUGUAUGAAGCUUUAGAGUACUACAGAGGCGACAAAACCUCCAAGAAAUUGUGCCCCAAAGUGCAGCACAUCCUUAAUGUGUGGAACGCCGGGCAGGGCAUCAUCUCUCUGCACUGCUUCCAGAACGUCAUUCCAGUGGAGGCUUACACAAGAGAGGCCUGCAUGGUGGAGGCCAUGGGUUUGAAGAUGCUCACUAAUCAGAAGCGAGGGGAUUUCUAUGGCGUGGUGUCCAAUUGGCAGAUGAGGCAAAAACGGGAGCUGGGCAUCCAUCUGCUCUACCGGGCCAUGCAGAUCUUCCUGGCUGAGGGUGAGAGACAGCUCAGACCAGCAGAUAUCAGACAGUAGCGACCCCCACUGGAAAGAGGUUUGAAUAGCAGCAAACGACCAAUGCACAGAAGGGGAAAUAUCACUUGUUCAAAUUAUAAAGCAGCUCUUGGUUGAACAAUGUUGCACUCAAAGGUGGGGUGAGGUAAUUGUCUUUCUGCUACAAAUGAACUCUGAUCACUCCCAACCUCAGCAAAGUACAUUUUGUCACACAUGUGACAUCCUUUGUAAUAUUAGCAUCUUUUGAACUCUGUAGUGAAGAUCAUCUUGCUUGUUUGGGUCCUUUUAAAAUCUGUGCUUUUAGUAAAUGUGUCACUCAGGGUGGCAGUUGGUCAUUAAAAGUGCUGAAAAUGUCUCAAAUGUCUAAGCAUUAAAUUGAACUUGUUCAUAUCUGUAGACAUCCUGUAAAUGUCAAAGCUGCCUGAUUUCUGUUCUGCACUAAUUUCAUUUUGUAUGUAUAUGUGGAUUGGAGAUGCAUUUUCUCAGAUGACACAACAAGUAAUGAUUCCACAAAAAACUUAAGAUGGAGCAUUAUAAUUGCGCAUAAAGCAGGUCUUUAUGAGUCAUGACUAACAAAGACAACAAAGUUGUUUUCCAAAAACAUUUUUCUCAGUGGGACGCUUUAAUUCUCAACUGCUGUAGUAAUAAUUACUUUUUCAGAUUGAUCCACAACCAAAUUCAAAUAUCUUAGGCAGUAUAAUCAAAGUAACUGGUGCAAUGUUACACAUAAAAAAGUCGAAACAUAAUGUCUGAAAAUAUUUUCCAAAGAGGCUGGGCGAGAGGUAUUUACAAAGGAGGCCUGGUAGCUAAUCACAUUACUUUUGUAGUGUUAUAAAGGCCAGUUAUUGGUCCUUAGUAUGAUAGGUUUCAUGAAUGAAACAACAAUGAAGUGUAGAGUUUUAGAAACUUAAUGUUUGUUUAAAAGAAAUAUAAUUUGUUUACAUGCCUGGAUUUCCAUUUCAUUUACUGUGCCAUUUUGUUAUUGUUAAAAAAUGUAUAGCAGGGAAGUCGAUGAUGUGAUAAUGUCCAACAGUAAUUAGUGUUUGCAUGUGUACAGUUUUUAGACAUGUUUUGUAGAAACAGGACAGUAGAGUUUGUCAGUAGUACAUAAGUGCUUAAAAUGUUAAUAUGUUCAAGUUAGUGGCAGUACUAGUUUGUGAUAUUUCACAUGCUGUGACCAGUGUAGGAUAUUCACACUGGGGUUGCAGAUGUCACAAUCUUUUUUGUUGACCGUUCAAAUCAAAUCAGAUUUGUCCAUGAAAGUUACAUCCAAUUUUAACCAAUUCAUUCAAAACCAUUCAUUGUAUCCUCAGGGUAAAACACAUGGCCACUUAAAGGGAAGCUGCACAAAAGGCUUUAAGAUUAGCCAUUUCAAGCAGAAAUUUGUAUUUAUAAAUAUAUAUUUUUUUACAUUCUCACCUCCCAGGUUGGCAUGAGACCAUCAUAGAGAGGAGUAAAACCUGAUCUUUUGAAUUAACUAAUGAAAAUAAUUGAUUGGAGAUAAUUAUCUCUAUUAAUUAAACUUCAAAGCCAUUUUUAUAGUAUACUUAUUAAGUGCGUAGACAACUUUUUCAGAUUUUCAUAGUUAUAAAGCCUCUUCAUUGUGAUCUGUGUGCAUCUAUAACUUGUAUAAACGAUACAUGUCAUUUCUGGAUUAAUUAAAUGCAAUGCUCUUUUUUCAUUAUGAUCAUUUACUUUUGCUGUUGCUAUGUUUUCCCCCCUUACUUGCAGUCAUGUGAAAAAAAAUACAGAGGACAUAAACCUGAACUGGAUGUCUCUUUGGCCUUUUAAUGUUCUGUUCCUUGAUGUCCCUCUAGUGGACAAAGGAGGUCAUUAACUUUUCUCCCAAGUCUAGAAGUAGUAAUCAGUAUAAAGCUUCUAAUCACUAUAAUCAAUUAAAAUUAGUGUUUGGUGUCAGUGCUGGGAGCAGUUAUUUCAUGGAAACCUAUAGAUUCUUUGUAUGUUUAACACCCCUAUUUAACAGGAAUGUUGAUGUAAUUUAUUUUCACAAGUUUAGGUUUAUUUUGAUGUUUACCAUUUUGCCAACAAGGGCUUCAGUUGCCUCAAUCCUACAAAAAAAAAAAAAUAAACAUUUUACGUGUUAAUACUGUGCUUGUAAUUGCUUUGCAAGAACAAGUUUCUCUUCUUGUUCAAAGAUGCACAUCUAAUUUAGGCAUGAUGGCAUCCAGUUACUGUUAUCAUGACUCAUUCAGUUUCAUAGAGCUUUAGCUUCUUGGUAAUGGUUAGCCGAUAUUUUUUUACAAACAUAAUUGUGGUUUAUACCGUAAACAACAUAAAUGUCCUUGUGCGUGUCUUAUGUCAGCACUGAGCCUCUGUGACUUAACUGACAUUAAAUUACCUCACUGAGCAAAGCUAGA